Molecule: messenger RNA, 1437 nt
Organism: Patiria miniata (bat star)
Lineage: Eukaryota; Metazoa; Echinodermata; Asteroidea; Valvatida; Asterinidae
Product: transcription intermediary factor 1-beta-like
Exons: 2
Coding region: 1-1437 (478 amino acids)
Biological process (GO): proteasome-mediated ubiquitin-dependent protein catabolic process; protein polyubiquitination; negative regulation of translation
Molecular function (GO): translation repressor activity; ubiquitin protein ligase activity; zinc ion binding
Source: RefSeq, a predicted model, not a curated record
AUGAAGAAGCAUCUGAAACAACAACCCAAAUGCACGAAACACGAAGGCGAAGUGACACGGUUCUUUUGCAUAACAUGUGAAAUGCUCAUAUGCCGAGAUUGCACGGUCAUAAACCACUGCAAACCAGAACAUUCGUACGUCGAGCGUGAUGAGGCCACAUCAACUUACAAGCAAUCAUUGGAUGAACUGUUUUCUCCACUUGAAUUCACCAUGAUGGAUCUCCAGAAAUCACGAGAGAUAGUUUCAAGAAUAAAAGAAGAUUUGGGUGUCACAGUAAAGAAAGCCAUUACAGAAGUACAAGACAGAGCAGCUGAGAUACGAGCAGAGGUAACGGCUCAGGAAAAUCGCGUCAUUGAUGACAUCCAAAACAUCCAAACAGAUCGUGAACAAAAACUGGACGAAUGUGAAAAAAAUAUCGGCUUGGCAGUGGAGAGGAUUCAGUUUUCACUCCAUACAGCUAAAGAGGUGACAAAGAGUGCAUCAGAUAGUGACUUUCUCUCACUCUAUCCCACAAUCAGCAAGGACUUGAAAUGGUUGGCAGAUCAGAAUUUGCCUAGAGUUGACAACAGGCUCGCAUUUCUGAAGUUCAAGCAGAGUAAGGGUGUUGGUGGCAUCAGUCUGGGUGAGGUGGUGGUGGAGGGCAAAUGGGAGCUGUGUCGGGAGUUUGGUAGAGAGGGAAGCGGUCCAGGAGAGUUUAAAUUGGCUUGGGGCAUUGCUGCUCACCAACCUGAUGAGAUUGCAGUAACUGACCACUUGAAUCAACGAGUUGUGAUCUGCAGCAUCAACGGCGACCAGAAAACGAUCCCGAUGCAAAGAUAUCCACUCGACAUUGCAGCUAUACACACCAGCAAUCGCUUGGUGGUUGUUGAGUUUAACACAUCCAAUGUGAAGGUGUUCAACAGCGACAGCACGAUGGCAUACGAGUUCCCAACGGUGCCGCCGAGUGAGGUUGGUAAAACCAAAGUGGACCUCAGGAGUGUUGCUGUCAAGAGUGAUGGUACCAUCGCAGUGGGUGAUAUCGGCAAGAUGGUGUUGACUGAACAUAGCCCCACUGAUGGUGAGAUCCUACGCAUCAUACAAGUCAAGAUUAAACCGUUGUUUCUGGCUGUUGACAAUUAUGAUCGAUUUGUAAUCAGUGAUAGAUUGCAGACCGUGCAUGUUGCUGACAGCAAUGGUAAUUCACAACACACCAUUAAACCAACCAUUAAUGGAAAACAAGUAACACAGUGCAACGGUAUCUGUACUGAUAGCUCAGGUAUCUAUGUUGCAAUGCUUCAUGGUGUUAACACGGGACAUAUUCACCACUAUGACCCUCAAGGUGGCUUCCUCAAGUGCAUAGCACAGGGUCUGUACGAGCCUAUGGGAAUAACAUUGAAAUCAGAUGGCCAGCUGGCAGUGGCAGACCACUACUCAGUUAAAAUGUAUCACCAGGUGUGA